AUGAAUAGGCUCUUUGGCACCAAGAGUGCGGCGCCGAAGCCCACUCUGGACGGUGCUAUCGCAAAUGUAGACAACCGCAUUGCCAGCAUUGAUGUGAAGCUGGCAGCCCUGAACGCGGAGCUAUCAACCUACCAGGCUCGACUGGCCAAGAUGCGUGACGGACCCGGCAAGAACGCUCUGCGACAGAAGGCGCUCAAGGUGUUGCAACGGCGGAAACAAUACGAGGCGCAGCGUGACCAGCUCUCCCAGCAGUCUUGGAACAUGGAGCAGGCAGGCAUGAUGCAGGAUAACCUAAAGAACACCAUGACGACCGUAGACGCCAUGAAGACAACGACCAAGACAUUGAAGAAGCAGUACGGCAAGAUCGACAUCGACCAGAUCGAGCGCAUGCAGGACGAGAUGGCGGACUUGAUGGAGAUUGGUAACGAGAUCCAAGAGAGCAUCUCGCGCUCCUAUGAUGUGCCCGAGGAUGUGGAUGAAGCGGAGUUGGAUGCGGAACUAGAGGCAUUGGGCGAGGAGAACAUGUUCGAGACGUCGCUGGGAGAGGAUGCCGUACCCAGUUUUCUACAGGACGAGGUGGCACCACCCACCUUCAUUGAUGAGCCUCCAGAGGAAGGAAAGGUCAAGGAGGCCGCUGGGGGGGUUGGUUAA
Messenger RNA from Paecilomyces variotii, 651 nucleotides. RefSeq names its product Snf7 family. Gene Ontology annotation, biological process: late endosome to vacuole transport via multivesicular body sorting pathway; vesicle budding from membrane. The record is from RefSeq and is a predicted model, not a curated record. Gene Ontology annotation, cellular component: multivesicular body. Lineage: Eukaryota; Fungi; Ascomycota; Eurotiomycetes; Eurotiales; Thermoascaceae. The transcript has 2 exons. Bases 1 to 651 code for a protein of 216 amino acids.